AUGAGAGCCUUCACUCCGAGUGAACGCGGUGUAACAGUGCCCCCUGUGGUCACGUUCCAUUUCCGAACCCUGGUGCGAGUGUGCGCUCUGCGCUCGCGGAACCGGGGCGGGGCAGGGCGGGAAUCCCACCCAGCGCUCCCCGGGCCCCGCUCGCCCCCAAUGAACAACCAGGCGCGGGCCCCAGCCCCUUCCCCAGUCGGGACCCCGACUCCAGUCCGGUCCCCGGCUCGGGGCCGGACCUCGAUCCCAGUCCGGUCCCCAAACCUGGUCCGGGCCCCGACUCCAGUCCGGCCCCCGAACUCAGUCCAGGUCUCGCCUUCGAUCCGGGUGGCGACUCCAGCCCGGACCCCGACUCCGGCCCAGACCCCAACCCCGGCCCAGAUCCCAACCCUGGUUCGGACUCCGACCCCGGUUCGGACCCCGAUCCGGGUUCGGACCCCAACCCCGGUCCAGACUCCAACCCCAGUCCAGGCCCCGACUCCAGUCCAGGCUGCAACCCUAGCCACGCCCUGGAUCCCCGCCGAACUCCCUGCACCGGAAUCCUUCCCGACCCCGGCCCUGCUAUUGGAGUCACUCCCGGAACCGGCUCCGGAGCCCACUUUGUCACCUGAGAAGGAUCCUCCGAAGUCGUCGUCGACUCUGGCGCCCGGCCUAUCCGGGCACAUCCAGUGUUCCCUCCCAGCGCACACGCCAUCGGCCACGGAGAUUCUGGGGUCCACUCUCCAGCCCCUCCUGAAGGUCGACUCCUCCUCCGCCACCAAGCUGAUGGAUUCCGCCGCCGGGCUUGCCCCACCGCCUGUCUUGGGCACGGCGCUGUCAGCCAUUUUACCGGUUUCUAGCAACACAAGCCCCUCCACCAGCGAGACUUUGCCAGUGGACAACAGAGUCAUUAUUCGAGUGGUUUACUGUGGCCUCUGAAGCUACGGGCUUCGGUACCUUCUACUGAAGAAGAGUCUGGAGCAGCAAUUUCCAGAUCGUCUGCUCUUUGAGGAGAACAUUUCUGCCCAGGCUACGGGGGAGUUUGAAGUGUUUGUGGACGAGAAACUGGUCCAUUCGAAGAAGAAAGGUGAUGGUUUUGUGGAUGACACUAAACUACAGAAAAUUGUGAACAGUAUCCAUGAGGCAAUCAAGAUACGGUAG
Molecule: messenger RNA, 1140 nt
Organism: Orycteropus afer afer
Lineage: Eukaryota; Metazoa; Chordata; Mammalia; Tubulidentata; Orycteropodidae
Gene: SELENOV
Product: selenoprotein V
Exons: 6
Biological process (GO): response to selenium ion
Cellular component (GO): cytosol
Source: RefSeq, a predicted model, not a curated record